Molecule: messenger RNA, 813 nt
Organism: Anopheles coustani
Lineage: Eukaryota; Metazoa; Arthropoda; Insecta; Diptera; Culicidae
Product: ficolin-1-like
Exons: 1
Coding region: 1-813 (270 amino acids)
Source: RefSeq, a predicted model, not a curated record
AUGGAUAACAUUCUGCUGCAACAAGUGGAGGAAACGAAAACCUACCAGGAAACAUCGGAAACUGAACUCAAGAAAAUAGAUGAAAACAAGAAUACUCUUGAUAUGCUUACCGAUUCGAUACGAAAUGUGAGUGCACUGUCAGAAAAAAGCAAUAAGAUACUCGAGGCUCACUUUGGCCCAUAUCCUGUACGUUCGUGUCGGCACGUCAUGACAUCCGGCCAAUACGUUAUUCAUGUAGGGUUAAAUUUGCAACCAUUGAAAGUGUUAUGUGAACAAACUAUGUUCGAAGGCGGUUGGACGGUCAUCCAACAAAGAUUCGACGGUUCAGUUGACUUUUAUAGGAACUGGACGGAGUACCGCAAUGGAUUCGGUACUUUGGAUGGCGAAUUCUGGCUCGGACUAGAAUAUUUGCAUCAAAUGACGAGAAACCGACCCCACGAACUGAUGGUUGAAAUGAAAGAUUUCAGAGGAAAUUACGGUUACUCCAAGUACGGAGAGUUUGAGAUCGGUAGCGAGUCUGAGAUGUAUGUGUUGAAGAAGUUAGGGAAAUACUCAGGGACAGGAGGAGAUUCGAUGUGGGAAAACGAGGGUAUGAUGUUUACUACGUUCGAUCGUGACAAUGACAAAUCGAAUAGCCUUAAUUGUGCUGAGGAUCAUCACGGGGCCUGGUGGUUCUGGAGUUGCACCGCUUCCAAUUUGAACGGGAAAUAUCCGGACGAAUAUGGUUCAAUGUCGUGGUACAAUUUCGUUGGAAAAUGGGACUGGCGUGCUCUGUCUUAUUCGCGAAUGAUGAUUCGUGAUAUCAUCAAUUAA